AUGACAGACCCCUUCUCGGUUGCGAGUGGUGCGAUAGGUGUUGUCUCCUUGGGUCUGACAAUCGAACAAUCACUUGCAGAAUGCGGGUCAGGUAUACUCGCACUUCAAACCAAGGUGGCCGCCCUCCAACGUGUGCACGGGCCUUCGCUCAGGCGGGACAGUCUGCAUCAUGCCGCAAGGAAGGCGAUAUUCCCCUUCAACAAAGAUGCCCUAGUCGAGCUAUCGGGCACCAUUGACAGCUUGCAGCAGAACCUGGAAACUGUCCUGGUCAUUGCCAAUCUAGAAGCCACGUCGGCCCAGCUCAAUGUCCAGAAUGUAGUGAACGACAAGGUGGAUGCCGUCAUCACCCUUUCUAAUGGAAUCCGCGCCGGCGUCCAAAAUGUCAGUCAGGACAUCUCUUUGCUACGCAACGACUUCUCGGCCUUCAAGAGCGAUCUCGGAAUGGUAAAGUCUGCUCUCGACCCAGGCCUCCAAGCAGUCAUGCAACGCAUUGACCAUUUAUCGGGGCAAGUUGGUAUGAUGCAGGUGUCUCAUGCUACAUCAGGGGCCAACUUUCAGAGCGUGAAUAUUCAGGCUCGUACGCUCCAACAACGGCUCAUCGCCAAGCCAAGCCUCUUCCACCAGUUCUGCGUCGAAGACAAAGAGACAAAAAUCACGACGAAACUAGGCUUCCUCUCCAAGAAACUUUCUCAUCAAUUUGCAUUUGUCGCUAUUCGGCCCGUCGUCAAAAGGCCCAAAAACAGGUUCUCUCCUUCGAGCACAGCCGAUAUACGGCCCAUGAACCGCACUGUCCUUUCCACGUUGAGGACAUAA
Cladophialophora carrionii CBS 160.54 is the source of this 813-nucleotide messenger RNA. RefSeq lists its product as uncharacterized. NCBI's taxonomy places the organism in Eukaryota, Fungi, Ascomycota, Eurotiomycetes, Chaetothyriales, Herpotrichiellaceae. The record is from RefSeq and is a predicted model, not a curated record. The transcript has 4 exons. The coding region runs from base 1 to 813 and encodes 270 amino acids.